AUGGUGGAGUGCUUUACACAGAUAGCUGAGGACCCGGAUUGCCGGGUGGUUGUCGUCUCCGGUGCAGGAGACGUCUUCACAGCUGGCAUUGACUUGAUGGACAUGGCCAGUGAAGUCUUGCACCCUGAAGGGGAUGACAUGGCCAGGACUUCCUGGAACAUGCGACGCAUCAUCGCCAAGUACCAGGAAACCUUCAGCGUCAUUGAAAGGUGUCCAAAGCCAGUGGUUGUGGCAGUGCAGGGAGCUUGUAUUGGAGGCGGAGUGGAUCUGAUCACAGCCUGUGAUAUCCGUCUCUGCACUCAAGAUGCCUGGUUUCAGGUGAAGGAAGUAGAUAUUGGCCUAGCAGCUGACGUUGGAACUCUGCAGCGCCUACCUAAAGUCAUUGGGAGCCGGAGCCUGGUGAAUGAGUUGGCUCUGACAGCGAGGAAGAUGUAUGCCGAUGAGGCCAAGGAAAGUGGAUUAGUCAGCCGUGUAUUUCCGGACAAGGUGGCGAUGUUGGCUGGAGCUCUUGAGAUGGCAGGGGAGAUAGCAGGCCGCAGCCCUGUGGCUGUCCAGGGAACCAAGGUCAACCUGAUCUACUCCAGAGACCACAGUGUGGCAGAGGGCCUGAACUACAUGGCAACGUGGAACAUGAGCAUGCUGCAGACGGAGGAUGUCAUGAAGUCAGCUGCAGCCUCCAUGGAGAAGAAGAGUCCUAAAACAAUAACUUUCUCCAAGCUCUGA
Messenger RNA from Oncorhynchus kisutch (coho salmon), 723 nucleotides. It is a transcript of the gene ech1, whose product is annotated as enoyl CoA hydratase 1, peroxisomal. Gene Ontology annotation, molecular function: delta(3,5)-delta(2,4)-dienoyl-CoA isomerase activity. Gene Ontology annotation, cellular component: mitochondrion. Bases 1 to 723 code for a protein of 240 amino acids. NCBI's taxonomy places the organism in Eukaryota, Metazoa, Chordata, Actinopteri, Salmoniformes, Salmonidae. The record is from RefSeq and is a predicted model, not a curated record. The transcript has 8 exons.